Molecule: messenger RNA, 1224 nt
Organism: Manihot esculenta (cassava)
Lineage: Eukaryota; Viridiplantae; Streptophyta; Magnoliopsida; Malpighiales; Euphorbiaceae
Exons: 2
Coding region: 99-1082 (327 amino acids)
Cellular component (GO): endoplasmic reticulum
Source: RefSeq, a predicted model, not a curated record
AUCUCAUUAGCAUUGGUGUCUUCUUACAAGCGCUCCUGUUUCAUACCAACACUUCCCUCUUCAACAACUCCUUCCAACAAAUCCUACACCUCUCUGCAAUGGCUUUUUCCCUCUGCUCCACCAAAUCCCUUUUCUUUCUCUUCUUCAUCUCGGCCAUUCCCCUGGCCUUUAUCAUCUCCCUUGAGCUGGCCAAGCCCACCACCCAUGUCUUCCACUAUCACAGUUCCGGUUUCUUCCGCGAAUGCGCCAAGUGGGACGAUCUUAACCGUCGAUUUAUCGUCUCAUUCUUAGAUGGUGGAGUCGGUGAAAUCCGAGUGCCUGAUGAUUACUCCUCCGAUACUGUUCUGCAGGAGGUUACAGUGGUGAAAGACGUUGAUGUUGCAGGGAACUCUUCGCUUGGUAUCGUCGUUGAUCAACCAAGAAAUCGGGUGCUCGUUGUGACCGCAAACGUCCUAGGGAACAAGUAUAGCGGGCUGGCGUCUUAUAAUCUGUCUACUUGGGACCGUCUUUUCCUUACUACACUCAGUGGCCCAAACGAUGAGGCAUCAUUUGCAGAUGAUGUAGCAGUUGAUGCAGAAGGAAAUGCAUACGUUACUGAUGCAAAAUCCAGUAAAAUUUGGAAGGUUGGGAAGGAUGGAGAAUUGCUAUCUAUUAUCAAAAACCCACUCUUCAUCUCGAAAGAGUGGUACAAAAACGUGGUUGCACUUAAUGGAAUUGUUUACCACCCAGAUGGAUUCUUGAUAGCCAUCCAUACAUUCUCAGGCAAUUUAUAUAAGAUUGACGUAGCCAAGGACAAUGAAGUCAAGUUAAUCAAAGUAAGUGGAGGCUCACUGUCUUUUGGAGAUGGGCUGGAGUUAGUGUCCCCAACUACGCUGGUGGUUGCAGGAAAUCCUUCAGGGAGAUUAGUGGAGAGCUCUGAUGGGUGGGAGACUGCUUCUGUUGUAGCCAAGUUUAAAGGGCCAGCGCAUCGGUUGGCCACUGCAGCAACUGUAAAGGAGGGAAAGGUUUAUCUUAGCCACAUGAUUGGUAUGGGGUAUCCUAAGAAGAAGCAUGCCAUUGUUGAGGCAAUCUUUUCUACUUGAACACGGCAAAUUAACUUGUUGUUUUGGAGUUAAUGUAUCGGAAGUUUUAGUUGUUUAUUUUUAUCCAUUUACAGAUCCACCAAUGAGCUUGACCAUUUUAAUUGACGAUGGAGGAAUUAUAUUGAACUGAAGCAUAUAAUUA